Biomphalaria glabrata is the source of this 786-nucleotide messenger RNA. RefSeq lists its product as uncharacterized. Gene Ontology annotation, cellular component: membrane. The record is from RefSeq and is a predicted model, not a curated record. The coding region runs from base 1 to 786 and encodes 261 amino acids. NCBI's taxonomy places the organism in Eukaryota, Metazoa, Mollusca, Gastropoda, Planorbidae. The transcript has a single exon. Gene Ontology annotation, biological process: transmembrane transport.
AUGAUGUCCAUGUUCUUUGUCAUCCCAUGUCGUCAAGUUUGUCUGCUUGUCCAGUUUGUCCAGUUUGACAUCCUUGUCCAGCUUGUCCUGCUUGUCCUGCUUGUCCAGCUUGUCCUGCUUGUCUUGCUUGUUCUGCUUGUCCUGCUUGUCCAGCUUGUUCUGCUUGUCCUGCUUGUCCUGCUUGUCUUGCUUGUCCAGCUAGUCCUGCUUGUCCAGCUUGUCCUACUUGUCCAGCUUGUCCUGCUUGUCCAGCUUGUUCUGCUUGUCCUGCUUGUCCAGUUUGUUCUGCCUGUCCUGCUUGUCCUGCUAGUCCAGCUUGUUCAGCCUGUCCUGCUUGUCCUGCUUGUCCAGCUUGUUCUGCUUGUCCUGCUUGUCCAGCUUGUUCUGCCUGUCCUGCUUGUCCUGCUAGUCCAGCUUGUUCAGCCUGUCCUGCUUGUCCUGCUUGUCCAGCUUGUUCUGCUUGUCCUGCUUGUCCAGCUUGUUCUGCCUGUCCUGCUUGUCCUGCUUGUCCAGCUUGUUCUGCCUGUCCUGCUUGUCCUGCUUGUCCAGCUUGUUCUGCCUGUCCUGCUUGUCCUGCUUGUUCUGCUUGUCCUGCUUGUCCAGCUUGUUCUGCCUGUCCUGCUUGUCCUGCUUGUCCUGCUUGUUCUGCUUGUCCUGCUUGUUCUGCUUGUCCUGCUUGUUCUGCUUGUCCAGCUUGUUAUGCUUGUCCUGCUUGUCCAGCUUGUCUUGCUUGUCCAGCUUGUCCUACGUGUCCAGCUUGUCCUACUUGUUCAGCUUGUCCUGUAG